Molecule: messenger RNA, 5339 nt
Organism: Lytechinus pictus (painted urchin)
Lineage: Eukaryota; Metazoa; Echinodermata; Echinoidea; Temnopleuroida; Toxopneustidae
Product: U5 small nuclear ribonucleoprotein 40 kDa protein-like
Exons: 9
Coding region: 376-1425 (349 amino acids)
Cellular component (GO): catalytic step 2 spliceosome
Molecular function (GO): protein binding; RNA binding
Source: RefSeq, a predicted model, not a curated record
GUUUCAGUUGAUGAAUUUGAUCCCAUCAUAUAGUUAUCUUCAUAAAUGGCGAUUUAUUUUUAAAAUGAGCUGGCUACGAUACCCUUCUCUGGUCAGAUAUGGAAUGUCAGAUAUAUAUCCUAUCCAAAGGUAGUAAACAUUCGACCCUCUAAUUUCACAUUUAUUUUUUAUGAAUUUUUCUGAAGUGCCAUUUUAACACACAAGUCUAUGGGGAAUGUUUUACGCGCGUGACACCGUAAGAUCGUAUCUCUGUGAAUGCCAACUACUAUAGCGCCAUCUUACAAUGAUAUCUAGCCAGCUAACUUUGCACGGUGCAUGGAUCCAGUGAAGGCCCACCGUAUUUUUUUUUAGUUUACAUUUGCACAUCUCGAAAUCAUGCCGGUGAUGGACCACAAACGGAAAGCAGAGGAAGGUGCUUUAGUUGCAGUUAAAAGAUCGAAGCAUCAUGAACUUGUGGCUGCAAGCAAUCAACAAAAUGCUCUCAUGCAAGCGGGGCCACCUCGCCUAUCUAGCAUGACUGCAGCUAUCAUGCUAUUGACUGGUCAUGAGGGGGAGAUCUUCAGUGCUAGAUUCCAUCCUAAUGGACAGACAUUGGCAUCAGGUUCAUUUGACAGGUCUAUCUUUUUAUGGAAUGUGUAUGGAGAGUGUGAGAACUAUGGAGUAUUGAAGGGCCACCAAGGUGCAAUCAUGGAGCUCCACUAUAACACUGAUGGCAGUCAGAUUGUGUCCUGUGCGACGGAUAAGAUGGUAUGUCUAUGGGAUACAGAGACAGGAGCUAGGGUGAAGAGAAUGAGAGGACAUACAUCAUUUGUCAAUUCAUGUUACUAUGCUAGGAGAGGUCCUUCAUUAGUCACCAGUGGUAGUGAUGAUGGCACCAUCAAAAUUUGGGAUACAAGAAAACGAGGCUGUGCCCAGACGUUCCAAAGUACUUACCAGGUCUUAGCUGUUUCCUUCAAUGAUACCAGCGACCAGAUUAUAUCCGGUGGUAUUGACAAUGAUAUCAAGGUGUGGGAUCUGAGAAAGAAUGGACUACUCUACAAGAUGUCUGGUCAUAGUGACUCUGUGACUGGGUUAGAACUAAGUCCAGAUGGGUCCUAUAUUGUUUCAAACUCCAUGGAUAAUACGUUACGAAUUUGGGAUGUACGACCGUUUGCUUCACCAGAAAGAUGUGUGAAGAUAUUCCAGGGACACCAACACAACUUUGAAAAGAAUUUAUUACGAUGUUCAUGGUCUCCUGAUGGUAGUAAGGUUGCAGCUGGAUCAGCUGAUCGUCAUGUCUAUGUAUGGGAUACCACAUCAAGGAGAAUCCUUUACAAGCUACCUGGCCAUGUUGGCUCUGUCAAUCAGAUUGACUUCCAUCCUCAUGAACCUAUCAUCCUCUCCUGUUCCAGUGAUAAGCAGAUCUACCUGGGGGAAAUCUUGUGAGGAUAUGAACCAAACAGAACUCUUGAUAUGGGAACUACUAUAGUAGUGGAGGCAUGACAUCAUUAAAGAAGAGCAUUAAACUGGGUCAGAUUGUGCUUCACAUUGCUGCCUAUAUUUCAAGCUCAGUGUACUUCACAAGAUAAAUCAUCCUGCUUCUGUAUGAUGAGGGAAAAUGUCAUGUUUCUUGUGAAAGAUGGUGGAUUGAUUUUAUUGUUUGACCAUCUUGUGCAGAAUCUGCUCCUUCAGUGUUACAUAUAUGCCAAAUGCAUUUUGAGAGUUUGUAAUUUAAAAUGGAGCUUAUAUAAAUUGUUUGAAUAAAGCUUGUUUUAGAGUGCAUAACGAAUCAUGCAUCCCUUUCAGACUGCCUUGAAGGUGUUUCAUGGGCUCGUAUCUUGAAGUCGGGCUUAAUUUAAACUCUGGCUUAAAGUUGUAGAUUAACUAUGGAUAGCCAAUUGUGACAUAAAUAUCUAACAAUAAAGGUUCAAUGUAUCGGCUCAUUUGACUCUCAAAUCAUUCUUAACUGUCAGGGAAGGAUAAAUAAGACAAUUGUCUUCACCAUUAAAGAAUUAAGAAAGAGCACAAUGAGCAUAAGAAACACACCAUAUGAAAAAAUUUUGACAUGUUUGGCUUCCCAUAAUUUUAGCACAGAGUUAGACUAUGGUCUAUUAAGUUAAACCCGAGUUCCGAAUACGGGCCAUAGAUUUUGAAAAGUCAUUUAUGGCUUUAUGAAUGACUUGGAUGUGGUAAGGUAAUAAGGUAUUGGCCAUGAAUGUAGAAAUUGAAAGCAGCCAGUAUUGUCUAAAUUUCUUGCUAGAGCUUAGUAAAAAAACAUUGAAGAAAUUGAUUAAAUUAUUUGAAAUAUGAGUCAUCAUAUGCUCUUAAAAUUACUUUUAUAUUCAUUGUUAAUACAGUUGUAUACAAAAUUUCAAAGAUUUCAGAAUAAAACAUUUUGGAAAGCUUAGUUCUAUAGAAUACAAAUAACCAUAAAGUUAAUUCAUUAAAACUUAUCUUCUUUUUUUGGGGGGACACAUCAAAUUCCAGACCCUUCAGCCCAUAGUGAAAUUAUUGGUGUAAAAUUAAGAUGCUUCCUAUAGAUUCUAUUGUGCAUAAGGAUCUGUGUGUCAUGAUAUGCAGAUGAAUUACCUUUCCCAUCGGUUUGUGCAAACUUUUGAACCAAAAGACUGCCCCAGUUGGAAAUUAGUUAUUUGAGUUUUCUUUGCUCUUCUUUUAAAACCCUAUCCACAAUCAUGUACUGGGUGCAUUGUCAUGGGAACAUUUCUGCACUUCCCUCUUGAGGAACAAUGUCAUCAGGCUUUGUCAUAUAAGUUCAAAAAUUUGGAAAGAAAAAAGUUGAACACAGUGUCCCCCCAAAAAAAAAUCCAAAACAAUCAAACUUUUGUAUUUACAUAGAGUAGACUGCAUAAGUUAACAUAAGUAGUCAAAUAAUUGCUUAACUAGAAUAAUUUAUUUCAGACCAGACUUUGUAAAAUAUGUUUUAGUAAUGUCUUUCAAGUCAUAUAUCACCCACAUUGAAAAGAUUUCACUGCUUCCCAAACAAUUUGACUUUGGAAGAGUCACCUUUUUUUAGUAUUAAUAGAAGUUCAAUUUGUCAAGUCAUGGCAGAUUCAGCUUAUACUGUACUUGAUAAAUUGUAAUUGUGCUCUGAAAUCAUGACUAGUAUAAACAAGUAUAAUAUUUUUUAGAUUUGUUGGCAGGGGGUUAUACUCUUUAUUAGGAAAUACAUGUACAUGUGUUUCACAGUAUCCUUGUUCAGAUGUAAAUAUUGUGAAUAUUUCUUGAAAAUUUGUAAUAAAACCAGUUUAAAAAAAACAACAACUAUGUAUGCGUGUUUGGAAUGUUGUAAUUGUGAGAAGUGGCUUAAGGCCAGGGACAAUAUAUAUAAAAUCCUGCCUAAUUGGCCACUAAAAUGUCAAAUUUAGAAUUUUGCUUCCCUUGCUUACUAAUUUCUUAGUGAGAGUUAUAGAUGAUGAUGAGCAACUACAUAACUUACCAGGGUGUGACAAUUUUUUUUUAUCUUUUCACCAAAUAAUGUACCAUGAUAUUGAUGGAACAUUUGUGUUUAUGAUUAUAGUAGGCCUACUAGUAACUAGUUAAGAAGAUGAAAAAAAUGUUAAAGAAAUUUUCCCACACCUAAAACUUUUCUGUGAAAAUUAGAUUUAUUCCACUGAGAUGUGCAUAUAGUGAGCAAACACAAAAAGAAUGUCACUUUUAAGACUUGUAAAGAUUGGUUAUGCAGUGUUGACAGCACGUUAAAGCAUUUCUUGCACCAUUUUCAUAGUGCGGUCAUCCAAUUUUGACACAAUGUUUAAAUGCAUCAUAUAUUAGGCAUUUAUUUUUUUCCCAGAAGAUGAAUAAUGGAUUUCAUGACACCCAAUUCAGGACAUGAUAAUCAGAAGUGUCUGAUAUAAAGGUAGAAUAGGGUUAACCAUAAUAGCUAGACAAAAUGUUGGGUAAUUCAAGUACCGCAUGUACUUGAGGGUCGCAAUUUUUUCCUCAAAACUUUGCGCGAGACUUGAACAGACCUGCCAACCAGUACGUUUUUGGCGUAUUUAGUAUGUUUUUGCAACCAAAUUACGGCAGUACGUUUUUUUUUUUUUUACAAAAUCGUAAUUUAUUGAGAAAAAUCAUCUCUAUAUGUCUAUUUCAUGAACCUUACACAAAUAUGGUUAUUCGAUCAAUGUAAUUUCAGGUAACUUGUUUUUUUUUUCAAUCAUUUUGUUAAAACCAGGGUGAGAUAUACACAUGUUUAAUUUUUUUUUUCAUUUGCAAGAGCAGAGCGCAUUUUAGCUUGCAUGCAGCUUGAGUGCCGCGAUGAGCAAGUGCGGCGCGCAUUUUAUUAUGAAAUACACUUAUUUUGGGAAAAAUACACUUUUAUCACAGAACACACUUUUUCAUUCCCAGGGUUGGCAGGUCUGCUUGAAAGAAAAAAGUAAUGGAACAAGGCAGCACCAUCUUUUUAUAUUACAGAUAUAUCACUAAAAACGUGGGCGGAGGGAUAAAAGAUGAUUAAGAGCAACAAUAGAAGUAAGUGCUAAAAAUGACUUGCUAUAUUGAUUUGUAAUACAUCAUUCCAAACAUGAUGCUUAGGAGUUAUGACUAUCGAAAAGUGUCAAUUUUGCCCGAAUUCAUGCUCACUUAUGCACAGCUUGAUUUUAUUGAUCUUGUUUUCACAGAAAAAAAAAGUGUAGGGACUCUCGUCAAGUUACAUUGCUCAAAACCUUUUCAUUAAAGCCCAUCUUAAAUUUUGGUGAAUUAAUUGAUUAUGUUCAAAGUUUGAUUAAGGUACAAUCUAAAAUAUGAUAUACAUGGGUAACAAUUUUAAAGUCUCAUGGAUUUUAAACUGUUGGUCUCAAAUUAUUUGCUCACUAGUUUUUGGAUAUAUCACCAUUUCACGGAUGAAAAUUUCAGGAUGUAAUAUUUGUAUGCCUUUUGGCAUCUAGUAGCUAAAUCUAUUAGAUAAGUGUUCAAAGGGCCUUUAUAUAUUUACCAAAAGAGGGAACUGAAGCCUUACCAUCUAAUUCAAAUUUGUACAAAGAAUUAUUCACUAAUAGUGAUUAUAAAAAGUGACUAGACUUCUUGAAAGAUUCUAAUGUAAGGACAGUUAUCCACUAUUAUUCUCAUUAUUUAAUCUGUUUUAAUAUACAAGUUUUUUUAAUCUAUUUCCACAAGUAAAGAAAGGGGCAUUAAAUGUAAACAGAAAAGGGGAGUUUGGUUAUUCAAAAUUCAAGAAUAGAACAGAUAGGGCACAUUCUUUAUUUUUCAUUUUAUCAUCAAAACAGGCAAAAAUGAAUAAAAAUAACAGAUGGGAGUGGGAAAAGGAACAUGAUUAUUGUUUUCUAGAUUUUGUUUUGUUUGUUCCAUAUUGCCUUCUGUUUAUUCUUGUACAAUACUCC